GCGAAUAAUUUGUGAAUAAAGUGCAAAGGAUGGAAUACCAGUACCUUUCAAAGAAGGAGGGAAUGCAGAGUUUCUUGAGCGGGUAGAAAGGAUGUCGGUCUUUUUGAGCCAAUCAAUUUUGCAUUCAUUCAGUUACACGUACUCUCUUUCUUUUUUCUAUAUGUUUAUCGCGUAUCACAGGGCACUCACUAAAUAUCCAAUUCUAGUACAGAGUUUAUCAACAGCUGUUUUAUUUGGUACAGGCGAUGUCAUUGCACAACAAGUGAUUGAAAAAAGAGGUUGGACCGAACACGACUUUAUGCGUACGACUAGGAUGACAGUAUUUGGUGGUAUUUUUGCUGGGCCUAUCUUGAGCAACUGGUACAGAUUUAUCGACAAAAGAGUAACCACACAAUCACCAUCCAAAGCCUUGUUUUACAAGGUUGCAUGCGAUCAAUUUAUAUUUGCUCCUUUUUUCAUUGGAGCCUUUUUCGUGGGUCAAGGGUUAUUUGAAGGAAAGUCAAUGACAAAAAUACAGGAAAAGUUAUACAAUGGAUAUACGACAGCCCUUAUUGGUAAUUAUAAGAUAUGGCCAGCUGUUCAAAUAUUUAAUUUUUAUUUUACGCCAUUAAACUAUCGCUUAAUGGUUACAAACAUUGUCGCUUUAGGAUGGAAUUCAUAUCUAUCCACUAUUAAUCAAAGAAGUGAUCAUUAAGCUAUAUUCGUGAUACCAGCUCCAUCAAUUUCAGGAACCCCCACUUUGAUAUUCUUGUAAUGAAUAACCCCUCUAGCCUUCACCUAAACAAAUGAUCAGUAAAAAAAAAAAAGAUAAAAGCAAAUAUAAUAAAAU
Messenger RNA from Rhizopus microsporus ATCC 52813, 829 nucleotides. RefSeq lists its product as uncharacterized. The transcript is spliced from 6 exons. Gene Ontology annotation, cellular component: cytoplasm; membrane. Bases 161 to 694 code for a protein of 177 amino acids. Lineage: Eukaryota; Fungi; Mucoromycota; Mucoromycetes; Mucorales; Rhizopodaceae. The record is from RefSeq and is a predicted model, not a curated record.